This is a messenger RNA of Stylophora pistillata, 2821 nucleotides long. Its product is annotated as protein cycle. The record is from RefSeq and is a predicted model, not a curated record. Gene Ontology annotation, biological process: regulation of DNA-templated transcription. Gene Ontology annotation, cellular component: transcription regulator complex; nucleus; cytoplasm. Gene Ontology annotation, molecular function: DNA-binding transcription factor activity; protein dimerization activity. NCBI's taxonomy places the organism in Eukaryota, Metazoa, Cnidaria, Anthozoa, Scleractinia, Pocilloporidae.
UUCACGUACAUAGUUCGUGUAGGUGGACAUCCGGUAAGUUAUCUCCGCGUCAGGCUGAAUAACAACGGCAAUAUAUCCUUUUCUUUCUCAGAAAGAGGAGCACUUUAAGUAAAUCAAUAUGGAUUCGGGAAAGAAGAAGAAAAGAAGAGCGGUCACCGAUCUCAUGGAUGAUGAAAGUGAUGCAGAAACAAUUGAUGGAGAUGGAAGGGAUGGUGAUGAUCAGAGAAAAGGAUGGCAAAAGACAUACACAAAGCCAAACCACAGUGAGAUAGAGAAGAGGCGGAGAGAUAAGAUGAACACAUACAUCAAUGAACUGUCAACAAUGAUCCCCAUGUGUAACGCCAUGUCACGCAAGCUCGAUAAACUGACGGUGUUGAGAAUGGCUGUGCAGCAUAUGAAGACCUUGAAAGGAGCACUUGACCCUUUCACAGAAACAAACUACAAACCAGCUUUUUUGUCUGAUGAAGAUUUAAAGAACCUGAUUCUUGAAGCUGCUGAUGGAUUCCUUUUUGUUGUUGGAUGUGACAGGGGAUGUCUUCUUUAUGCAUCAGAUUCCAUUCAGAAUUAUCUCAAUCAGGCUCCUUCUGAUCUGGUAGGGCAUAGUUUCCUUGAUCUUGUGCACCAAAAAGAUGUUAACAAAGUCAAAGAACAGCUGUCGUCCUCAGACACAACGCCUCGUGAAAGACUGAUUGAUGCAAAAACUGGUCUUCCACUUAAAACAGAAAAUCAACCCACGCCAACGCGACUGUGUUCUGGGGCUAGGAGAUCAUUCUUUUGCCGAAUGAAAUGUGGAUCCAAAGGGAAGAAGGGAAAAGACAGUUUGGAUCCUGAACCAUGUCUGAUGAAACGUAAAAGCAAAAGCAAGCAGGCUGCUCAACCUGACAAAAAGCCAUAUGUCGUAGUUCACUGUACAGGAUACCUCAAAUCAUGGCCGCCCUCAGGAGCUUCACUUGACGACGACGACGAAGACAAUGAAUCAAGAAAUCUCAGUUGUCUUGUAGCAGUGGGAAGAUUGGAAACAAUAUAUGACGAAGCAACAGAUUUCUCUCAGCCGGGAAUUGCCAAAGAAUUCAUCUCACGUCACAGUAUAGAUGGAAAAUUUAUCUUUGUUGAUCAGAGAACUACCGCCAUAACGGGCUAUCUACCUCAGGAGCUCAUAGGAAGUUCUGGUUAUGAAUAUUUUCAUCAAGAAGACCUUAAUUCAAUUGCAAUUUCCCAUCGUCGAGCACUUCAGGGGGAGAUUACUUCAACUGAUGUGUACAGGUUCCGAUGCAAGGCAGGUCACUAUCUUCCAUUACGCACCUGCUCAAAUGUCUUCCGAAAUCCUUGGUCAAAGGAGCUGGAGUUUCUAGUUUGCGUUAACACUGUGAUCACGGGUUUGGAGUCAAUGGCAUUGCCUCUGGCAGCUCCUCCUUCUGAUGUUUCAUGCACCAGUUUGCAGCUUGCAAGCAGUGUGGGAUCUGGGUCUUCAGCUCAAACUGAGAACAUGGCUGGAAAGACAAGCGUACAGCAAGUGUUAGAAAUAUUGAAGAAACGGGGGCAGCAAGUAGAUUCAGGGUCCAUAUCAGCUGGCAAGAAGAGUCAUGAACUUGACGUUGCCAUGGCAAAUGUGGGAAAUGCAGGAGCGAGUCGUAUUGGGGCUAUUGUGGCCGAACAAGUUCAAAACCAGGAGACGCAAGAUAGGGAAUUCCAGUUCGGAAUACCAGCUCUUAACCAACCGAAUGAGGGUCUUCCAUCUAAUACGGGUGGUGUGAGUACGAUAAACAUUGAUGAUAUUUCACUGAACGCACCAAAUGCCCCGAGAGUUCCGUCGACCGAAAGAACGGGCUCGCAUGCGGGAGGAGCUGCUUUGGAUAAUCAGCGGCAGCUGUCACAGGCGCACUUAUUGGAACAGUUGAUCGGAAUGCAGAAUGCAAUUGAGUCAAUGGAAGCUCCCAUGGAACAAAGCGAGGAAACUAUGUCAGUUUUCAUGAACAUGCUUGAGGCAGACGCCGGCCUUGGAGGAGAAUUCGAGAAUUUAUCCUAGAGCAGAUAGACAACAAAACCUGCCUAGAUGGUCAGCUAGUCUUGUAGAGUUACAUCGGAACAAAAACGUAAAAAAUACAGAUCAUCCCCACAACAUCUUAAGAAAUAACUGUCCUUCGACGUUAGUUCACGGAUCUUAAGAAUAUAUUUUGAGUAGCCUGCGAUGCAGGUGUGCUAUAUGAAGGGUGUCACAUGAUCGCGAUCAGUUCUUUAGGGUUUGAGUGAAGUCUUUCUCCAAAAUACGCCCGAAAUACAGGCCUUAUUCUGAGUACAUUUUUAUAAAGUUAAGGUCAUGUUUUGUUUCAGUUUUGUUUCAUCCCGAAAUAUUAGAAAGGAGGUGGAAUAACAUCCUAAAACUGUUUGCCUUGUAUAUAAUUUGUAGCUGUAGCCUUAAAUAACUUUGGUAACAGGGGUUAUCUAUAAUGUAGUUUAAAAUUGAACACUCAGUCAUGUUUGGUCUCCAACAGAGUACAUUUUCAGUUUUGACAGACGCAUAUGGUUAUUGAGAGAAACGUCGGUGAAUAGGAUGUUUCGAGUGGAUUAUCGCUGCCUAUUGCUUUCAUAAAAUAGCUAUGGGGUUUUGGGAAAUAAACUAAAAGUGUUUGACUUAUUAGAGAGCGCGUAGAAUCUCAUUGAGUCGUGAUACAAUGAGAAGACGUAAGUGUGCAAAUUAGUCAAGGUUAGUGGGACUGAAGCCUAAGUGUAGGAUUUGGGAUGGUUCCGUCACAAAUCGCCGUUUUGCACAUGUAUGCUUCAAGACCUAAGUGAAAUAGCAUAAAAGAACCAGAAAACAAGA